This is a messenger RNA of Bursaphelenchus xylophilus (pine wood nematode), 23845 nucleotides long. The record is from the annotation of a GenBank genome assembly. Lineage: Eukaryota; Metazoa; Nematoda; Chromadorea; Rhabditida; Aphelenchoididae.
AUGUCUUUAACAGAACAUGGAGAAAGACAUGUAGACGAUCUUAUUGCCAUAAUCAAUGAGCAUGUCGAGUUUAAUCAAACAGAGUCGGAAGCAACGGCCGCCGCGAUCAAUCUUUUGUGCAGAUUUACACUUGAAACAGGUGGGAAAACUUUUUUGUUUUUUUCAAUGUUUAGAUUCCUUUCUGGAGGUGUUUGCCGUUGCCAAUCGAAAGAUAAGAUUGUGGGCUUUCGUUUGAUAUGCGAUUUACCCUCAUUUUCUUGCAAUUUAUAUGGCUUUUGACAAACUAUAUUACACUUGCCAGGCCAAGUCUAACUUUUUCCAAAUUUAGGUGAUAAGAAGACGGUAGAGAAGUCCUGGAGGUUCUUGGAGACGAUACUCAGCCAAUUCAAUCUGCUGAAGGUUCUGCGAUGUGAAAUUUCCCCAACAAUCCUCGAAUGGAUGCAAAAUGAGGAUCAGACGCUCAAGUCGGACCUUGUUUAUGGCCGAAAGUCUCAAAAAAGGCCUUCAUUUUAUCGAACAGAGCACAACUCUUCCAUGACUCCGACGUUCGUGAUGUGGGACCUGUAUCAGGUGAUCAAAUGGCAUCGGUUCUUCUUCGGCACACCUCCCGAAUCCUCGCCGAAUGAGCUGGACAUUGUGUUGAUCGUGUUGCGGACGCUCGGCACGUUCGCUCAGCAGUCGUUGGAGAGCUCGGUGUUGGAAGUGAUCUUCAAAUACUGUCCCACCUAUCGGAUGCCCAGUUUCGAGAUGGUUUUGGAGGACAAUUCCCUGAAACUUUUGGAGAAUUGGCUGAGUUUGGUCGAAUUAUCCGUCAAUUUGGGGAUUUUGGCCUGUCAGCGAGCCGAGAAUGGAGAUAAAGACAGGGAAGAGGCGUUCGAACAAUGCGUAGUGGAGACGGUUCGACAUGCCCUGGGACAUUGUCGAAAGUUCAUUUCGGUUUGCGAGAUCUUGGAGGAAAUUAUCCAGAGCCGAUCCGAGACGGAGAACUUGAUGAAUGUCCUGGAAAGGCUCAAUUUCUUGUCUAAAAAGUAAGUAUUUUCCAUUUUGUUGUCUUUUCUGAGUUUAGGAACCACUUGGAUUCGAGUUGGAGCAACCUUUUUUUGACCUUUAUAUUGAUGUAGAUACCUGAUCAAAAACCUCUCGGAAUGAGUCGAGUGUCACAAAAAAAUCUCUAAAUUGAUGUUUCAUCACCUUCUAAACACCCUGAACCAUCUGUAUUUUCAAUUUCAGGUUUUUCAUGAAGUCCAUCAACUUUUAUCAGACCAAUUUCCCUCUUUCCACCAAGACCCAAUCCACAAUUUCCGAACUUUUCCUCUUCAUGGUCGAUAAUUUCAUUGAUCACAACGACUCCAAGGUGCUGUAUGAGGUGGCCAAGUGCAUGAUGCAGACGCUUUCCCAAUCCAAGCAAAGAAAAACACAUCCGGAGGGGCUGAAUUGCCCAGCUCGGCUUGUUUUCUGCAUCUUCUCCAAGAUCAUGGAGCAUUUGAAGCGAGAUUCGUAAGUUUUUUUGUCAAUUGUUGAUUCGAAAUUUAGUGAUGUCUUCGAGGACUUGCUCGACUUGAUUUCCAAGUGCCCGAAGGGCUUUUGCCAGUGCGUGGAUCAAGCAUCUUUCCUCAAAGUUAUCAUGCUGCCAGUUUACACUGUGCAACACGUAAAAAAGAUGGCAGAUCUGGUGGAAUAUCAUUUCAACCGGGCGAAAGAAGAGAGUAAAAUCGACCUGAGACAAGUGUGGUUGUUGUUCGAUCAAUGGCUCAGCAAGAAAGAUGUGUUGGUCUCCACGGCAGUCCUCAAAAUGUUCAACCAUCUGGCAGCUAGUAGGUGUAAUAUAAAAUUCUUUUUUUCUUUAGGUUUAUUGUCUCCCAAAGGCUUUAAUGGGUUUUAAUAAGCAAGUAGAGAGAGUGUUCUGUCAUAUUAUUGCUUUCAGUGAUGUCGGACGAUGAUUUCCGUCGCGUGUCGAAGGUGAUUUUGAAUGCCUCCGUGAUCGCCGAACCCAAUGUAAAAUCGAAUGUUCACAAUCGAAUGAUGGCCGUGUUUGCGGCUCGAAUGCGACCAGGACAGUCCAUAGACGACCUUGUGGACUUUGUAAUCACCAACGACAUUGAUGAAUGCAUCAGCAACUCACAUCUUCAAGACGGGUUUUUUGAACUUCUUCAUGUUGUUCUGCUCUGCUCAGACGAAAUUCAGGUAGGGAAUUGGAAGAAAAUUAUUGGGAAUUUAUUGUUUAUCAUCUACGGACAAGUUUUUUUGAAUAAAAACUUGGUUUUUGUCAAAAAUUUUGAGAUUUUUCCAAAAAUCACCUAGCGUAAUAUAAAAUUUCUUUCAGUUCUCACGCUGCUUUGACCUCAGCCUCAUAAAAUUCUCGCCAAUACUAAAGACGGCUUUAACGGACAUAUGGGUACUUCUUUCGCCGUCGGCGGAGAAUUGUUACAAUGCCCUGAGGCGAUUUCUCACCUUAUUCAAGAAUUGUUAUUGCGCUGAAACUACGACUGGUAAGUGAGAAAAGAAGUUUUUUAUGAAAUGUUUAGGCUAUUGAAAAGGUUUGGAGACUAAUUUUAGCUGGAUUAUUGGCGAUUUUUUCAUGGAUAAUAUAAAAUUUCUCGAAUUUCAGAAUUUUUCGCCAAAAGUUCGAAAAAGUUGACGUUGGAACUGCAAACCCUGGCUCAGUCAUGUGUGGACGUCCUGCAGAACUGCCAAAAAACGACGAUCGAACUCAGCAAGGCCGCUCAAUUGCUCUCUUUACUUUCGUUUUUGAUUUUUCAAAGCAGUGAGGUGAUUUUUUCGAAAUUUUUUGCUUUUUAACCCCCAUUUUUGUUCAAAUUUGAGCUGAAAAUAAAAAAUAAUACUUUUAGAAGUUCAUAGCGCCCCUGAAAAGCUCAAUUCACAAGGUUUUCGACCUGUCUUCGGCUUCAAUUUCCUUCAUGAUCUUGCAUUUCAUGGUCCGGGACAGCUAUAUCCAUGUAAUCCGCCGAUUUGACACCCCCGAACCGACCACUUCCCAUGAGGAAUCGGAUGAUGAGAUGACACAGAGUGUAGGAACGACCACUGAGCAGAUGAAUGUGGUUUGUUCCCAGAAAAUGUUCGGAUUUAUCAUGGAAUUGCUGAAAAUCCUCAUGAAAAGGAUAAAAACCUACGAAGAAAGGAUGGAAUUCGAGCUGAUUCAGGUGAUCAUGGCUGUCCAAGAGGUCCACGAAGAAAUGACGGAUACUGUGAGUUGAUUUCAGCGGGGAGAAAUGAGAUUUUUUGAAGGAAAAAUUGAUUUUUUUGGGACUUGAGGUGAUUUUUGGCGAAAAAUUGGGAGAAAAUUUAAAAAAAGAGGGAAAUUAGGGGUAAAUUUUUAGUUUAAAAGAUGUCUAGGGUAAUUUUGAAGGUCGGUAGAAGUGAAAGCUACCGUAUUUUAGUUGAAAACUCCUUUUGGUUUUGAGAUUUUAUCAAUUUUUGAAGGAAAAUUGGAGUUUUUUUGGGAUUUGAGGUAAUUUUUGUCGAAAAAUUGGGAAAAAAUUUAAAAAAGAGGGAAAUGAAUGGUAAAUUUUAAGUUUAAAAGAUGUCUAGGGUAAUUUAGAAGGUUAGUAAUAGUGUCGACUACCGUAUUUUAGUUGAAAAUCCCUUCGGAUUUUGAGAUUUUAUCAAUUUUUUGAAGAAUUUUGACGGAUUUUCGAAAAUUUUUAAAUUUAAAAAAAAUUUCUUUCAAAAAUGACUGAUUACUGCCUAAAUAUUAUUGUAAUUACAUCUAAUUUCAGUACAUUUUACUGCUCUUUGACUUGAUCGACGACUUGACCAAGAAAAAUGCCUCUCAAGAUGUCAUGGAUAAGGUCCUAAAAGAGGUUGUGGCUCGAAUUGGAGAAGACCCAACCUCGAAUUACCUCUCCAAACUCCUCGAACACGUCUUCCUCUCAUCGGAAACAGCGAAAACCAUAGCGAAAUUGGUCAACGACCUGCUGAAAAACAACCCGGCCCAACCGACGGCCGCGCUCAGCUUCCCACAAACACUUUCGCCCACUGAAACGGUAGGAAAACGGGGAUUUUUGGAGGGAAUUUUUGGUUUUAUGAAUUGUAGGAUGUGUAGAGAGUAUUUCUAGGUAUUGUUUGGGGUAUGGAAGGGUCUUAUCUUGCCAUAGCAGCAACUUUUUUUGAAAUUUUUUGGGAUUUUGAUGAGAAAUUGAAAAAAAUUAGAUUUUUUUGGACAAUUUUAUUUGUGAUUGGUAUUUUUUUAGUAGUGUAAGUGUAAAAUAGGGUCUUGUGGACAUUAUUGCAGUGAUUUUCGAUAUCAGUUAUUUUGGAAAUUUUGAUUUUUAACAGUUUUUUUUAAAAAAUACGCUAUUUUUUCGCUUUUUUUGUUGAAAAUUGGAAUUUUCUUUUGAAAAAUGCCCUUUAUGGUAUUUCAAAUGUCCGUACAAGGCUUGCAAAGAACAUGUAGUUGAUUUUCAGCCCGAAAGACGCUUCAAAAAAGCGGCCGCGCACUUUGUUUUGGACCCGGUUCACAAUAUCUGCGCCCCGGACGGCCUAACUCUCUCGUUUUGGAUGUCCGCCGACCGAAUGCUGGCUCAAACUCCCCUUCAGGUCGUUGAAUUUGGCACAAAAAAGAUUUCACUUCUCAUGGAAAUCGAUUUGAAACGGAAUAUUGCCAUAGUAAAGUGAGUUUUUUGGGAAAAUUUGUAAAAUAAGGUGGGAAAUGAAAAUAUUUUUUAGAUUUUUUAUUGUUUUUGAUGUAAAAUUAAGUGAUUUGGUUCCAGAAUAUCAUUCGAAGGCAAGAUUGUGGAGAAAAUUGUGAUUAAAAAGGCUUUUCCCACCAAAAACACCUGGACGAAUUGCACUCUGGGCGUGGCGUGCAAUGAAAAUCAGAUCAAAGCAAUGGUAAGUGGAGUAGAAUUGAUGGGAAAUGAGGUUUGUGAAGAGUGGAGAAGAGUUUCAAGUGAUGGUUUGGGAUUUUUUCAGCGGAAAUUUGAAAAAUUAUAUUGUUUUACAAGGGAAGUCACUUAAAUCACGGAUCGAUUUUGUAAAACUACUGGUACAGCGAUGGGGAGGGUAGCACGGAGAUACCAAAUCUGAAAACCGCUACCUCCACCGGCCUCUGGGAGCCGAGAUAAUCGACCAAAAAGUUUGACCAAAUUCGUCCGAACAUUUCUUCCUUCAGAAAGAAGAAAAGCCAGCGAACCGAAUGGUCCGGUGGUCUGGAAGCGCGCUUCCGGGCCUUCACCUUUUCAGGUUCGAAUCCGCGCGGGUCUCGAACUUGUGAAAAAUUUAUAAAACAGUUGAUGUAAUCCAGUAAAUUUACUAGCAAUUUGUUUUUAGAUUUUAUGCCUAUUUUACGGUAAAUUUUCAACCUGGAAAAUCCAAAAAGUUUGGAACUCGCAUUCAAAUUAUUACUCUGAAAUUUCGUAAAAUAUGCAAAAAAUCAAAAAACAAAUUGCUAGUAAAUUUACUGGAUUACAGGAAAAGUUUAAAAAAUUAUUUGACCCAUGCGGAUUCGAACCUGAAAAGGCCAAGGCCCGGAAGCGCGCUUCCAGACCACCGAGCCAUUCGGUUCUCUGCCCUGCUUCUUUCGGAAGAGAGGACUAUUCGGAGCAACUUUUUUUAGUCAAACUUUUUUGGUCGAUUAUCUCGGCUCCCAGAGGCCGGUGGAGGUAGCGGUUUUCAGAUUUGAUAUCUCCGUCCUACCUUCCCCAUCGCAGUAACAGUCGUUUUUAAAAAUCGAUCCGUGACUUAAGUGACUUCCCUUGUUAGGUAAAAAUUGAAAUUUUCUGGAAAGUUUUAGAUUUUUAUGGGCUGUUUUUGAGUAUAAGUGCUGUGAAGGGAGUCGAAAAGGACUGUCGAGUCAUCAUUGGUCGAAUGGCAAAAAUAAAAUCAAUAAUUUUUAAAAAUUUUGGAUUUUUUGCGAAAAAUUUGAAAAAUAAUUUUUUUGGGUAAAAUUGGUGUUUUUUUUGUGAAUUUUGAGUUUUAAAAAAAUGCUUUUGGAGUGGAAAUGUUGUAUACUUGGUCUAGUCUAUAGAGGCGUUGCAAAAAAAAAAUCAAAUUUUUGACAAAAAAUACCGAAGAAAUCUCAAAAAUUCGAUUUUUCACCCAAAAAAUUUAUGACUAAUGAUUGAAAAUUACAGUGAAAGAACUUUCUUAUUUGAUUUUGCCAAAAAAAUUAAAAAAAAUUUUACGAGGAAAGUACUUCUAUGGGGUAUGGAGUUACAUACAGGUCGGGACAUUUAGCUGCCCAAUUUUGGUUUGUAAGGGCGAAAAAACCAUCAGAACUUUUCUCGCAACACCACGCAAAUGCCCCUUUGUUACAUUGGAACAACUGUAGUAUUAAUCAAAUUUGAUAUGAGGGCUUUUUCGUCCUUACAAACCAAAUUUGGCAGCUAAUUUUUACAUAUUCUGAAUCAGAAAAAUUUUGCGAUAUUUUUGAUAUAUGACUCGACCUGUAACUCCAUACCCCGUAGAAGUACUUUCCUUGUGAAAAACAGAAUUUUUUUUUUUCAAUUUUUUGACCAUUUUUUUGGACCUUUAUAAUUUUUUUGAUAAAAUAAAAUAAAGAAAAGUUCUUUCACUGUAAUUUUCAAUCAUUAGUUAUAAACUUUCUGUGUGAAAAAUUGAAUUUUUGGCUGUUUUUUUCGCUAUUUUUUGUCGAAAAAUUUGAUUUUUUUUAGAUUUUUUGCGAUUUUUGCUAUGCUUCUAUAGACCAGACCAAGUAUACAGCAUUUUCACUCCAAAAGCACCUUUUUAAAACUCAAAAUUCGCGAAAAAAACGUCAAUUUUCCCUAGAAGAAUAUAGGUGAAAUACCCAUAGAAGUAUCCUUGCGAAAAAUUUUUUUUUGAGGUUUUGAUCGGCGCCCAUCUCCGCCAAAUCUCCUCCCUGAACAAGGACUACAUCGGCGAUCAGAACCCGUUUUUUGUGUCGUUCGGCACCACCUCGCCCCAACCAACCACCCCCUCUUACUCCAUCAGCAAUUUGUUGGGCUUCAAGGGCGUCCUUUCGGCCGAUUGCGCCAUCCUUUUCAAGGCGAUGGGAGUGAACAGAGCCUCGUUGAACUGCUGUGUCCUCGGCCAGACCAAUUUCGGAUUCCUGAAUUCGGUCAGCAAAGGCAUGGUGGAGGGCAAACCGGACCUUCACAAGCUCUUUUCUGAACCCAAAUUCUAUUUGGAUAAGUUGCAGGUGAGAAAAAUGAGAAAAAAGUGAUUUUUUUGGUGAUUUUUAGAAGAAAAAGUUGAUUUUUUGGAAGUUUUGGACGAUUUUUUGGAUUUUUUUUGGUAUGAAAGUCAUUUUUUUGGUAGAAAAGGACUUAAAACCGAUGAAAAUGUUUGAGAAAUAGGAGUAUUGUAAUUUUUGUUAAUUGAAAACGAUAGAAAUUGACCGAUUUUUUUGGUUGAAAUUUAAAUUUUUUCGAAUUUUGGACGAUUUUUUGGAAUUUUUUUAUAUAAAAUUAGUUUUUUUAAUGGAAAAGGACUUGAAAUAGAUUGAGGUUUUUAAUAAAUAGGACUAUUGUAAUAAUGACCAGUUGGAAAAAUAGAAAUUGACCGAUUUUUUGGUCGAAAUUUGAUUUUUUUGGAAUUUUUGAACGAUUUUUUGGAAUUUUUCGAUAUAAAAGUAGUUUUUUUAAUAGAAAAGGACUUGAAAUAGAUGAGAAUGUUUGUGAGGUAGCAUUAUUGUGAUAUUUACCAGUUUAAAAAAUAGAAAUCGACAGAUUUUUUGGUUGAAAUUUGGGUUUUUCGCGAUUUUUCGGAAUUUUUUCAAUUUUUUGCCGAAAAACCCGGAUUUUUUACUCUAAAAGUUAAUUAUUCUGCAAUUUGAGGCUUGUAGAAUAUACCAGCUAUAUUUUCACUACCAUAAAUUGCCGAAAACUAUUCAUUUUUAUCGGAUUUUUCAAGAUUUUUUGCGAAUUUUUCCCGAAAUUUUGAUGAUUUUCUAAUUUUUUUGUUUUAGAGAAGCCUAUUAUUCACAAUAUUUGCGGACCGCGCCCAUUCCUAUAACCUAAGUGUUCUGCAGCGCGGCAUGGAGGUGGAGAAGUUCAACUCGGGCCAGACUUUGUACCUGACCAUGUCCCAGGAGAUCCCCUUGACCUGGAAAUGCCUCAUCGAAUCCAAAUCCCCCGAUGUUUUUGACAAAUCACUAGUCACUAUUGGUCAUAUCAAAGUUCUUUUACUCUAUUUUGCAUUGGUAAGUCUUGGAUUUUUGGGGGAAAGUGGAUUUUUUGCGUAAAUUUUAGUUUUUUUGAGUUUUUUUGGUGAUUUUUUAGGUAAAAAUUAAUAUUUUUUUGAUGUUUUUUGGGAUAUUUUGGGUAAUAAACCGUUUUUAUGAGGUUUACAGUCCAAUAGCAGCUUUUUAAAAAUUGAGAUUUGCUCAAAAAUUAUUAAUUUUUACCUAAAAUAAUAUAAUUUUGGCAAAAAAGCAAAAUUUUUUUUUUGAUUUUUGAUAUGAUUUUAGACUGUGGACAGAGAUUAUGACCCGCUGACUCAAGCUGAAGCACUAAAAACUCUGACAACGGCGUUAAAACGAGACCCGACGGCUUUUUCGGCGUUUUUGGAGAUGGAUGGACACUCGGUUUUGGCCCGGAUUUUAAUGUCCAAAAAGUUUAUCCUCUCCGAUGAAGCCUUCAAGGUAGGUUGAGAGGUCUUUUAAGAAUUUUUUGAGCGUAUUUUAGGAAUAUUUUUUUUGUGUUUGACCAUUUUUUUGGACCUUGUUUUAGGUACUGUGCCGAUUUAUUUUCACGAAAUUGGAACUCGAAAACCCCUCGAUUUCAAGCUCCCCCCAUUCGCUGAUCACCGAACCCAAGCUGUUGGUCACCCUGAUUUCGACCGUUCCGAUGUGGAAGAACGAAAGUUUUGCAAAGUUUAUCAACUUGAUCAACCUGAUUCACUCGGUCACUGGCGACUCGAGAUUCUCCAGAAAGUUGAAAGCCUUCAAUCUGGCACAACUAGCAUCCAAUAAUUUUUUACCUGCGGCGCUAAAUGUAGGUUUGAAAGAGGUUUUGGGAGAGUUUGGACAUUGUUUUAGGUGUUUUGGUGGAAAUUUUGAAAAUUUUUUAAUUUUUUUUAAAUGUUUGUGUAUUUUCGUUUGUAUAAAAGCGUCAGGGUAUGUAAAGACUGUUUAUGACACUUGAGUUAUUUUGCGGACUCAUUUUGAGUUGAUUUUAGCAAUUUUGGACCUUGUUUUAGGUGUUUUAGGGGGAAAUUUGAAUGUUAAGAAAAAAAUUUUGAAAUGUUUUGGGUUUUGUCGUUUGUAUAGAAGCGUCAGGCCAUGUGAAGACUGCUUAUGACCUUUGAGUUAUUUUUCGAACUCAGUUUGGGUUGAUUUUUGCGAUUUUGGAUCUUAUUUUAGGUGUUUUGGGGAGAAUUUUGAAUAUUAAUAAAAAGAUUUUUUUGAAAUGUUUUGGGUUUUGGCGUUUGUAUAAGCUUCAGGGUAUGUAAUGAUUUUUUAAAGACUUUUGAGUUAUUUUGCGAACUCAUUUUGAGUCGAUUUUAGCUAUUUUGGACCUUGUUUUAGGUUUCUGAACGUUUUUUUUGUAAUUUUGCAAAGGCUUUGGUUAAAAAUUUUGAGAUUUUUUUUUUGUUUUUCCCCACAUUUGUUUGUUUUUUAGCGAAGACUUUUGUCCAUUCGUAUUUUACAAUUUCAGAGCCUCCUGGAGAUGCUGAAGCAUCCGGACCACUUCCAGACCGUCGAUCGCGCCGAAGAUUUCGCGCAGAAUCUGUGCAAUCUCGUCAAAAACUGCCUCGACUUCCCUUACAAUUGCAGACAGGUCUCUUCCUUGUGGGAUUUUAUUCAACUCUCACAUCCAGCACCCGAUUUCUACAUCGAUAAGAGCAUUCAGGGCCGCGGAGAUUGGUUGGGAUACGGUAAUUUUGGUUUUUAAGAAGGUUUUGGGUCCCACCACGAAAACUUGAAAGUGGAAAUUUUUGGUGUUAUUAGUGUUUUUUGAUGGUAGACGGUCUUGUUUGAAGGCUGUGGAGAUUUUUUGUGCUGGAAUUUUGCGAAUUUUGGUUGAAUUUGGAGAUUUUGGGUCUCACCACGAAAGCUUGAAAGUGGAAUUUUUUGCAGUUAUUGAAGGUUUUUGAUGGUAGAAGGGCUUAUUUGAAGGUUGUGGAGUUUUUUUGUGCUGUGAUUUUGCGUUUUUUGGCUGAAUUGGGAAAUUUUGGGUCCCACCGCGAAAACAUGAAAGUGUAAAUUUUUGCAAUUAUUGAUGCUUUUUGAUUCUAGAAGGGCUUAUUUGAAGGUUGUGAAGAUUGUUUUUGCUGGAAUUUUGCGAAUUUUGAUUGAAUUUGGAGAUUUUGGGUCCCACCACGAAAGCUUGAAAUUUUCGUCAAUGUGAACUAAAAAUUGAUCUAAAAUUGAAGUUUAGAAAAGGUUUCUGACGAUAACAAAUGAGAUUAUAUUUUGUAUUUGUUGUAAACACUGAUUUUUGGGUCCCACCACGAAAACCUGGAAAGUGGAAAUUUCUGCUGAUAUCAAGCUUUUUUCUCUUUUUUGGCUAGUGAAAUUGAAAUCUAGUGCCUUGUUAACUUUUAUUUUGCCAAAAUUUUCUGAUUUUUUGGUAAAAUUUGGGAAUUUUGGGUCCCACCACGAAAAUUUGGAUUUUCUCAAAAUUGACUCUAAAUGAGCUAAAAGUAAAUCAUAGAGCUUGUGGACGCAUUUGGAAUGUUGUUUGAUGAUUUUUUCAGAGGAAACCGGCUUCACCGUGAUCAAAGAACAGGAGCGAAAGAUCUCGGAACUCUGCGAAGUCCUCAAUUCCAUGAUGAAAACGCACAGUAAGGACGAGAUUGAGAGCGUUUGGGCGUCCACAAAUUCAUUGCUGGCCAUUCGGAAGACGUUUUUGGAUCAGGAUACGGAAAGGUAAAAAAAAUUUUUUUUGGGAUUUUCAAUUUUGAUGAGAAUUUUUUGUAUUUUUGUAAUGUUUGGGUAAAAUACGAAUUGCCGAAAUGAAAGAGAAAUGUUUUAAAAUUAUUAAAUUUGAUUUUCACUCACUUUUGAACACUUUUUUGAGCUAAAAUACGAUCGAAAACUGAAAUUUUUUCGAAUUUUUGGCGAUUUCCGGGUAUUUCUUGAUUUUUUGUGAGAUUUUUGGACGUAUUUUAGCGUGAAAUGGAUAUGAGAAUUGUUCUCAUGGCCUUUUCUUUUGGUUGAAAGAUUUUUUUCGCCGAAUUUAUACAGUAUUUUAUAUAAAUUUUGCCAACUUUCAGCAAUCCCCGCCCAUAUUCGCCGCUCCGCUACCUCCCAUACAACGGCGACUGCCCCUGCGAACAACGCAAUCGCUCAGUGAGCGCAAUUCCCGACUCGGAACACUGGCUGGUGCAGUUCCGCGCCGCCACAAUAGCCCUCAUGGCCGAGGUGAUCCUUAAUUGCAAUGACUCCCUGAUGGCCGUCCUUCAGUUGGACCUCAUUUUUUGGCCCGCCAUCCUGGUCCAGCUGACAAAUCAGAAACACACAAAAGUCCGAACGUUGACCAUAGUACUGCUGAAAAACUUUUUGGUAGGUCUGGAGAGGUUUGGAAUUUUUGAGUUUGGGUCCCACCACGAAAAAUUGAGAGGCUGAUAAAGUGGAAUAAAACGGUUAGAAAUUGCUUUAGAAGUGGUCGAAGACGCUAGAAAUUGAUUUUAACUGUCGUAUUAUGGGAUUUUUUUGAAAUUGAGAAAAUUUUUGGGUACCACCACGAAAAAUUGAGAGGUUGAAAAAGUGGAAUAAAACGGAUGGGAAUGGCUUUAGAAAUAGUCCAGGACGCUAGAAAUGGAAUGCAAGUGUCAUAUUUGGGAAUUGAGAAUUUUUUGGGUCCCACCACGAAAAAUUGAGAGGUUGAAAAAGUGGAAUAAAACGGAUAGAAAUGGCUUUAUAUGUGGUCCAGGACGCUAGAAAUGGAAUUCAAGUGUCGUAUUUGAGGGUUGGGGCAUCUUUUGGGCCCUACCACGAAAAGUUGAGAGGUUGAAAAAAUGGAAUAAAAUGGAUGGAAAUGGCUUUAUAAGUGGUCCAGUGGGUUUAGAAAGUGUUUAUGACGAUAAAAAUGAGGUUAUAACUUCCUAUUUGUAAUAUAUAGUGAUAUUUGGGUCCCACCACGAAAACCUGAUCUUGUCGAAUUUUGACUAAAAAUCGAAAGUUUUGGAGUUUUGAGCAGACUAGGUGAUGACUUCGAUUGUUUUUGAGAUAUUUUCUUUUUGAAUUUAUCAUAAUUUUUUGAUCUUGAAAUUUAAUUUCCGUAUUUUAGCUCCGAGUGGAAAGAAAACACCGAAAAAGUUUCGUCGACCAAAACGGAUUCGUCUUCUUGGCCAACGAACUGAAGAAAACCCGUCUGAACUACGAUAUCGCCGAUGCGAUCUUCUCAUUGACCCUAGGCGAACAUGUCACUAUCAGAAAUGGGUAGGAUAAUAUCGAAAAAUCUAAAGUUUUUUUCGGUUUUAGUAUCGAUGCCGACCAUUUGGAGGACUUUCGGUUCGAUAAAUUCCAAUCCGCCAGUUUCUUCGCCCUUUUGGCGGUUCUGGAGCAGUCCGUGGAGGACUCGAACUUGUUCUGGAGCGUGUGCUCGACCAUCGAAAAAAUCAUCGCCGGAGGCAUGACGGCCAGAACCACCUUCCUGGACCACGGCCUGGUCCCCAGCAUGAUCGCGGUCCUCGUCAAAAUGGACGAAUUACAUCAUACGUAAGUUGCACGGUGCGAAAAAUUGGAAAUUCCGCUUGCACUGUGCGAAAGAAAGAGGGAAAGACUGCACUGUGCAGCGAAAAGAAAAGGAAAACUUGCCAGGUUUCGGCACUGUGCAGUCAACAAGUAUUGCACUGUGCAGCCGGAAGAAAAAGAAGAUUUGUCGCAACCGCACUGUGCGACGAUUAAAAUUGAUUGCACGGUGCAAAAAAUUAGAAAUUGCGCAUUGCACUGUGCAGUCAACAAGGAUUGCACCGUGCGGCGGAACGAAGAGGAAAAUUUGUCGCAACUCUGCACUGUGCGACGAUGAAAAUUGAUUGCACAGUGCGAACCAAAAGAAGGAAGAAGAAUGAGUGUGCACAGUGCAAAUGAAAGAAUGGAUUGCACUGUGCAAAAAAAUUUUUUGCACUGUGAAGUGGGAAAUAAAAUUUUGCACUGUCCGAAAAAGAAGUUGCCGCACUGUGCGGUAGAAAUUGACGGAAGUUUUGCACAGUGCAAAAAGGAAAAUGAAAAUCUGCACGGUGCGAAAAAUUAAAUUUCCGAUUUUUUAAGCGAAUCCCUGAACGGCCCGAUCUUUCCGAUUCUGGAUUGCUGGAUGAAGCUGGCCAGAUGCCUGAUCCAAGGAGUUGUCCCAUAUAAGUAAGUUGGAAAUGCAAUACGAGUGAAAUACGGAAAAUUAAAAAAAAAAUUUUUUUUGACUGCCUUUUUAGGAACAAAAAAGCCGUCCAACGCUGCGAGGAUCUGGUGUAUUUGGCCUUUGGCGUCGAGUGGAAACGUGAUCUCGAGAGAUGGGAGCGAAAAUCGGUGACUGUAAGGCGAAUGUUGUGCCAUGUGCUGGUCGUGUGGAUUGAAUCGAUACAAACUGUGCUCUCCGACCCAAUGAAUAGCUUCAAAAGCCUCGCCGAUCAUAGUAAGUGCGGUUUUUGGGGUUUGGAAAAGAAAUUUUGGAUUUUUGGGUCCCGCAACGAAAACUUGAGAUGUUGGAAUUUGGGGUGGGAAGGAAAGGUGGAGAGUUUCUGGGCUUUUUAGAGUGUUUAUAAGCCGUUUUGGAAUAAAAUUCAGUCGUUUAGGGGCUAUAUUAUACUUGAUAUUUGGUCCCGCAACGAAAACUUGGAAUGUUGGAAUUUGGGGUGAGAAGGAAAGGUGGAAGGUUUGUGGGCUUUCUAGAGUAAUUAUUAGCCGUUUUGGACUAAAAUCCAAGCGUUUUGGGGCUAUAUUGUACUUGAUAUUGGGUCCCGCAACGAAAAAUUGAGAUGUUGGAAUUUGGGGUAAGAAGGAAAACUGGAGAGCCUGUGGGCUUUCUAGAGUGUUUAUAAACGAUUUUUGAUUAAAUUCCAGUCGUUUUGGAGCUGUAUUGUAUUUGAUAUUGGGUCCCGCAACGAAAACAUUUUUGAUUGAAUUUUGGCCAGAUUGUUGAUUGAAAUUGUAAAUUAUGACCUUGUUAGUAGAUCUAGACAAAAAUUAAGUAAAAAAAUUUGGUAGCAUGACAAAAAUUAUAUUAUACUUGACAAAAGGCAGAAAUUUUCGGAAAAAUUUUAAAAAAAAUAUGUUUUUCUUUGCAGAUCUCUCCGACGACAGCUCGGAAUUCGAAGUUCUGGGCGUGGACUCGGAUCUGGACUCGUAUUACACCCACCCAAUCAGCUACGUGGCCGCGAAAUCGCUGAAAUCGCCCGUGGAAUUGGCCACUCAAGAGGAAUUGGCGCAACGCUUGGCAUUCGGCCUGGAAAGAGUGACCAAUGUCUUCCUAUACCUAAACCCAUCGACGAUCAUGUGCGACGAGGAGGAGAACCUGUUCGAUUUGCUGCUCUCGGUGCUGUUCCAGCACUCCCGCGUCCAGGACGAAUGGCUCAAAUGCCUGGGGCUGUGCAAGGAAAAAAACCGCAUUUUGUUGGCCGAUUUGAUCGCCUUCCUCCUCUUUGAUGUCCAGUCGAAGCUUCAAACCGAACGCAAAGAGCUGAUGGACGAAAGUUUUCAAAUUAUCAAACGCCUGAAAUUGGUCGACUACUUGGACAAGGAACUUUCAAUCAACCGAAUUGGCCUCCUCAACCUGCUGGAAGUGAAUUUGGUGAGUUGGGACAGGAAGAAUAGACCUUGAUCUUGGAUUUGAACAGAAUUUUUUAAGGUUUCGUUUAUCGACCGGUCGAAAAAUGAGGGCGGAAAAUGGCGAUUUUUGGGGAUUUUGAGGGAAAAUUUUAAUUUUUUUGAGGGUUUUUGAAUAAAAAGUAAAAUAAAAAAUGUGGUAUGGGAUGUUAGAAGCCUGGUAGAAGAAUGUUUUGUAAAAGAAAACGAGAUUUUUUGAAGUUUUUCAAAUUUUGAAAAUUUUAAAAUUUUUUGAAAAUUGCAUUUUUUUUGCUAAAAUUGAAAUUAAAAAUUGUUUGUGAGGCCGAGAAAUUUCUUUUUUUUUGGAUUUUCACCGUUUUUUCGUUUUUGAAAAUGAGAUUUUUUAAUUUUUUGAAAUUACAAUAAAAAAAAUUUUAAUUAUAAAAAUUGACCAAACUGAGUCAAUAAAAGUAUUAUUAGACCAUUUUGAGAGUGCAUUGGCCAUAUUUUUUGAUUUUUUAGGAAGAAAAUUUAUUUUCAGGACUACCAAUACGCCUUCAAAAUCGCCCUCCAUGAACUGGGAUUGAUCUCCCGAUUUUGGCCAAUUGUCGACUCGGAACAGGCUUAUUCCAAACUUGAUCGGCUUCUGAAGUUUCUCAGAUCCAUCCAGCUGGAUUCGCCGUUGUCGAAUCUUACUGAUCGUGAGUGAAAAAUUCGAUUUUUUAAGAUUUUUUGGAAUUUUUUGGGAAAUUUGGAAAAAUUUUGAUAAAAUUGUUUUUUUUUUCUUUGCAAAACGAGUUUUUUGGUAGUGAAAUUGAUACUACAAGGUGUCUUGAGCGUUCUAUUUUAAUUUUUACUGAUACUUUUUUAGAAAAAUUUUGAAAAAAUCGCAAAAAUUUGGUCGAAAAUUGAGAUUUUUUCAAAAAUUUUUCAUUUUUUUUGAUUUUUUUUUUUCAAAAUUAAAAUUAAUUUUAAUCGUAUUUUAGCGGAAAUUGUAGCCCUGUCGACCGAUGAAGUCCUCCUGAUUCAAGUGUUCAACGAAAAAAUUGGGAAUUUCGGCCAAACUUUGCACUUUCGCGUCCAAGCCAUUCAGACCAAGGAAGAGAGUUUUUUGCGGACAAUCGGAGAUGUAAGCGACCUCUAAAAAUGCUCUCAAAGCCAUGAAAAAUCCUUUAGAAAGCCAACGACCUCACUUGCGAACUGGCCAAACUGCAAGGAACGCCGCGGAAAACGUCGAGCGCCCUGCGGAAAGAGGCCCAGUCCAGCCUGAACAGGGCCUCGGAAACCCUCUGGCAUCUGGUCCGAGAACUCUGCCACCCAUCCGCCGUCUUCCACGACCCCUCCUCCUGGCCCCAAGGAUGGGCCUUGGACACAACGGAGAACCUGAAAAGGGAACGCAGACGCUUAAAACCGGCUCAUUAUCAGUUCCAUGAGAGGUUUUUGAGAAAGGAACGGAGAUUGAAGGUAAAGAAGAGGUCGGAUUGGAGAUUGAAAUAGUUUUUUAGGUAGAAUGAGGUGUGUUUUAGAAUGGGAGGGAGUUUGGAAAAAAUUUUUGGAGGAUUUUUAGGAGUUUGAGUCGGUUUUUUUAUAUUGUACUUGAUAUUGAUAUAGGGAAAUGUGAUUUUUUGCUAUUUUUUUGAUGUUAUUUGCCUGUAAGUGGGGUUUUAAUAGCUGCUGUGGGGUAUUUAGCGACAAUGAAAAGUAUUUUUCGGCAGUUUUUUAUCGGAAUUUUGAGAUUUUUUGAAAAAAUAGAAAUUUUUGGUCGACUUGAUUUUUGAUGCCAAAAUAAGCGAUGCUAGUUGAAAAAGGAUUUAAUUUGCUUCAAAAUUAUGUGUAAUUUUGAAUGAAUAUCAGUAGUUAUAUAACGAUAAUAAUUAAUUGGCUCCGCCCACUUUUUAGGGGGCCAAAGGCCAACUGUGUUCAAAUUGCAUUACGUAACUACUGAUAUUCAUACAAAAUUACACAUCAUUUUGAAGCAAAUUAAAUCCUUUUUCAAUUAGCAUCACUUAUUUUGGCAUCAAAAAUCAAGUCGACCAAAAAAUUUCAAUUUUGUUUCAAAAUUCAAAUUUUAUUAAAAAAUCCCAAAUUCCGAUAAAAAACUCUCGAAAAAUACUUUCCUUUGUCGCUAAAUACUGCAUAAAGCUAUUAAAAUCCCACUUGCGGGCAAAUAACAUCAAAAAAAGCAAAAAAUAACGUUUCCCUAUAUUAAUAUCAAGUACAAUAUAAAAAACCGACUCAAACUCCUAAAAAUCCUCUGAAAAUUUUUUCCAAACUCUCUCCCCUUCUAAAAUACACCUCAUUCUACCUAAAAAACUAUUUCACUCUCCAAUCCGCCCUCUUUUUUUCAGGCCCAGCUCACCGCCAAAACCCCACAGCCCCUGCAACGACUCCUCGAAGGCACGGUGGGCAAGUCGACCGCUGAAUUAGAAGCCCACACACCGGUCCGGUUCUCGCUGAACGCGGUCCUGGUCCGCACCUUCUUCGAGUGCUCCGGCGACAUUGUGGUCUCGGACAAGAAGCUCUAUUUCAUCGGGGAAAUGGCCAAAACCACCCAAAAGGGCCAACACUACGAACCCGUGAAUUACUCGUGGACCUUCGAACAGAUCCGCGAAAUCCAGUCCAGGUGGUACCUGCUGAAGGACACGGCCGUGGAGCUGUUCACCACCACCGGCGACGCCUUCAUGAUGGUCUUCUCCACCACGGAGCAAAGGAACUCCCUCCUCCAUCAACUGGUUCAAAUGAAUCUGGCCGCCCUCAUGGUGGAUCCCGUCGUUCAACUGAACAGCGCCACCAAGUUGUGGAGAAAUGGGAUGAUCACCAAUUUUGAGUAAGGUUUUGGAAAUGGUCGAUAUUUCGGUCGAUUUUGGAGACCGGGGAAUUAAAUUUUAGGUUAUUGAAAAUGAAUGAUAUGGCUUUGAUUACUGUGAUUUUUGGGGAUUUUUGAGUUUUUGGAUCGAUUUUGAGCAAGGUUUUGGAAAAUGGUCGAUAUUUCGGUCGAUUUUGGAGAACGGGAAAUGAAAUUUUAGGGUAUUAAAAAUGAAUGAUCUGGCUUUGAUUACUGUGAUUUAUGGGGGUUUUUGAGUUUUUGGAUCCAUUUUGAGUAAGGUUUUGGAAAAUGGUCGAUAUUUUGGUCGAUUUUGCAGAGCGGGAAAUGAAAUUUUAGGGUAUUGAAAAUGAAUGAUCUGGCUUCGAUUACUGUAAUUUUUGAGUUUAUUGGAUGUUUGGACUUUGUAAAAUACGAGUUUCAAUUUUGUAAGGUCCCGGCUUUUAUGUUUUUGGAAAAUGGUCGAUACCUUGGUCGAUCUUGGACAGCGGGAAAUUAAAUUUUCAGGGAGUGUUGAUGAAGUGUCAGACUUUCGGUACUGUAAUUUUUGGAGGGUUUUGGCUUUUUGAUUUUGUAAAAUACGCGUUGUAAUUUCCUAAGGUCAUGGGUUUGUAUGUUUUUGGAAAAUGGUCGAUAACUUGGUCGAUUUGGGAGGACGGGAAAUGAAAUUUUAGGAGAUUGCAGAUGAAUGAUCAGUCUUUAUAUAGUGUAAUUUUUAGAAGUUUUCAGCUUCUAAUUUUUCGGAAAUUCGCGUUUUCAGCUACCUCAUCGUCCUGAACAAACUGGCGGGCCGCUCCUUCAACGAUCUCAUGCAAUACCCCGUUUUCCCAUUUAUUUUGUCCGAUUACACCUCAACUCUCCUCGAUCUAACCUCACCGUACUCAUUCAGGUACGUUGUUACAGUAAUUUUGAAUUUGAAAAAAUUUGAAAUUUUAAAAAAUUUCUCGAUUUUAGAGAUUUGGCCAGACCGAUGGCCAUACAAGACCGAAAAAUGGAACAAGUCUACGUGCAGAGCUACAACGCCCUGAACGAAGAGCACAACAAGUCCCAACACGAUGGGAUGUAUUCGGCCUCGUAUCUGGGCCCCUAUCACUACGGAAGCCAUUAUUCGAACACCGGAAUCGUCGCGCAUUACAUGGUCCGUGUGGUGCCCUACACGAAUGUGGCCUUGGAAUAUCAGGGUAGGCGGUUUGGAAAGUCCAAAAUACGCCAGAUUUUGAAAAAAAAAAUUUUUUAUUUUGGACUUUGAUGUCAUGGAUAAUAUAAAAAUUUUUGAAAUUUUGCCGGAAAAUGGGUGGAAUGGAACUGGGACGAUUGGAGAAACCGAAAAGUGUUAUUUUUCUUCGAUGCAAGUGCCGAAAUUAGGAUAAUCGAGGGUGCUGAUUUCGAAAAUGACAUUCAUUUUUUUUUUUUUUUGAUCUUUACUUUUUUCCUUAAGCAGUACUGUAAAGUAGUAAUUUUUUGAUUUUUUUCAUGAAUACUCGAUUUGGCGGUUUUCGAUGGUGCUUUCAAAUCAGAAAAAAUGAAUAAGAUUUUCGAAAUCAGCACCAUCGAAAACCCCUAAAUCGAGUAUUCAUGAAAAAAAAUUCAAAAAACUAAAAUUACUACGUUACAGUACUACUUAAGGAAAAAAGUAAAGAUCAAAAAAAUAAAGAAUGUCAUUUUCGAAAUCAGCACCCUCGAUUAUCCUAAUUUCGACACUUGCAUCGAAGAAAAACAAUACUUUUCGAUUUCCCCAAUCGUCCCAGUUCCAUUCCACCCAUUUUCCGGCAAAAUUUCAAAAAUUUUUAUAUUAUCCAUGACGUCAAGGUCCAAAAUCUGGCGUAAAACCCCACUCAACAUACUUUUUGUUUCCCCCAAUCGUCCAAUUCCGGGGUGGAAUAGAAAGAAUUCUUCAAAAAGGAGGCAUUUUGAAGUUAUUGGAAGACUUUUUUGUGAUUCUUGAUUUUUUGAGCGAAAAUUUUGGAUUUUUUUUUUGUUUUUUUUUUUUUAUUUUUCAAAAUUUUUCCAGACAACAAUUUUGACAUCCCGGACCGCCUCUUCAACACAUUGGAGACCACCUGGCGCCUCUCCAGCUCCGAAUCCACCACCGAUUUCAAGGAACUGAUCCCGGAGUUUUUCUUUUUCCCGGAAAUGUUCCAAAAUCGCGAAAAUCUGGAGCUCGGCAUCCGCCAAUCCGGCCAACAGGUGGACCACGUGAUCCUCCCACCAUGGUGUCCACGCGGCAACAGCCGACUCUUCUGCCUGAUCCAUCGGCAGGCCCUGGAAUCACUUCAUGUUACACUAGCCCUCCACAAUUGGAUCGAUCUGAUUUUCGGCUAUAAACAGAGUGGCGAAGCCGCGAUAAAAGCGAUCAACAUGUUUCAUCCGGCGGUGAGUUGAUUGGGAGGGAUUUUUGAAAUGAUUUUUUGGAGAAAAAUUAGACAUUUUGAUACUUUUUGGAAGAAAUGCCGGAUUUUUUGGAUUUUUAUCGAUUUUUUUGAAAUUUUAAGAAAUUCGUGGGUUGUAAAGGGUGGGAAAAAGAUGUAUGUGGUGUGAGGAGGCAGUAGGCAGCUUUUGGAAGUAUUUGAUUUUGAAAAAAUGGGAUUUUUAAAAAAAUUUUGGACUUUUUUUGAAAUUUUUUGCUUUUUUUUGGGAAAUUUUGAAAUUUUUCCCCCUAAAAUGCGGUAGAUAUAAUUUUUUUUGUUCAAAAAAUUAUUUUGAGAAUGUAAAAUACGAUUUUACAAAGGAUUGAGUCCUUAUUUUCCAGACCUACCGAGGCCGCGACAUCGAAAGAGAGAGCCACAAAGACGAGGUUUUCCUGUCCGCAGUCAAAACCAUGGUCCGAACCUACGGCCAAAUGCCCGUCCAGCUCUUCAUCUCCCCGCAUUUACCUCAUCUGGAGACUGGCCGAUGCAUGCCCACGGCGGGCGUCGAGAAUCAGCUCUUACCUUCGGUCAGGGGCAUCAGAUGGGGCGACUUUGUUGGAAGCCCCGAAACAGACGACAAACUGGCGUUCGCACCGCAGUGUAUAUUCAAAUUGGAAGCGUAUGAAAGGUAAAAUACGGUAGUUCGACCAUUUUUUUCAUUCCCUGAUUUUUUCGCCGAAAAGUUUGGAAAUUAAAAAUAUUGACUGGGAUUUUUUGGUUUCAGGAAAAAAUGGAUGUAGUAUAUGAGUGGUUUGUCGUAUCUUGCUAAAUUUUUUUUAUUUUACUCCCUGAGAGCAUCUAUUUUUUAUGACGGAAGGAUUUUUGUCGAAACUUUUGAUUAAGCUUGAUAUUUGAUCAAAUUUCUGACAUCAGAUGUCAUGUAUAAUAUCGAGGUGGUGUGGAAAUACAGAUGGAGAUUUUCAUUCACUUUUAUAUUUGAAAUAAAGCCAAUUUCUUGUAGAAUCGACCACCUCACCACCAUCCAUCAUGACGGCCAUUUGAUUUGCUACGGAAUGCCAGAAGACACCGCGCUGGUCGCCAAGUACAAGUCCGACAAAUCCGACGCCCUCAGACGGAAUUUUGAACUCUCAAUGACCGCCGUGCUGUCAUGGAGAUUUCCAGACGGUAUUUUGAGGAUCAAACCGGUCCAAGUCGACGAUUCCGUGUGGGUUAACCUCCUGGAUCUGCAAUCUUUGAAAGUCAGCCAGUUGGUCUACAGCCCCAGCAAUGAUUUGAUGUACAUCGGCUUCACGAAUGGACUCAUCAAAGUCUAUACACUUGUUUUGGACACAAACACGGUUAGUUCGAAAUUUUGGAAGGUUUUAAAAGUUUUGGAUUUUCAAAUUUUGGUCCCACCGCGAAAACUUGACUCCAAAAAAUCGUUGAUUUUCGCGUGGAAUUUGGUUUUUAAUGUCGGAUAUUGCAGAAGACCUUCAAUUGCACACAGAAAGGCGAGCUCUUCGCACAUAAAAUGGCAAUCUCGUCGCUCAGCAUCUCCGAGACCUUCCACAUACUUUUAUCGACCAGUGAAGACUCAACGCUCACUGUUUGGGACACAAAUAGGUAUGAAGAAGAUUGUUGGAGCUUAUUUUAUGUUGUGUGAUUUUUGGAGCAGCUUGAGUUGAGAUUUUUCGCUAGUUUUAUCUUAUUGGAACUGGGACGAUUGGGAAAAAGUAGGGGAAACCGAAAAGUAUUAUUUCCCUUCGAUGCAAGUGUCGAAAUUAGGAUAAUCGAGGAUGCUGAUUUCGAAAAUGACAUUCAUUUUUUGAUCUUUACUUUUUUCCUUAAGCAGUACUGUAAAGUAAUAAUUUUUCGAAUUUUUUUUUCAUAAAUACUCGAUUUGGGGGUUUUCGAUGGUGCUGCUUUCAAAUUAGAAGAAAUGAAUAAGAUUUUUGAAAUCAGCACCAUCGAAAACCCCUAAAUCGAGUAUUUAUGAAAAAAAUCAAAAAAUUACUACUUUACAGUACUACUUAAGGAAAAAAGUAAAGAUCGAAAAAAAUGAAUGUCAUUUUCGAAAUCAGCACCCUCGAUUAUCCUAAUUUCGACAUUUGAAUCGAAGGGAAAUAAUACUUUUCGGUUUCCCAAAUCGUCUUUUUCCCCAAUCGUCCAACUCCGACCUUAUUUUGCGAAAAUUUUUUGAAAUUUUUUGGUCUAACAAGGAAAGUACUUUUAUGGGGGCUCCUACUUUUUGACGGGACAUAUCUCAAAAAAUCAGAAAAAAUGUGCUGAUCAAGGAUAUAUAAAUCUUAGCUGCCCAUUUUAGGUUUUUAGGGGUAAAAAUGCCCAAAAACUGGCUUAAUUUCCCUACAAAAGGCGCGGGCAUUCGAAACGAUGAAAAGCGCAGUCGGUCUCUUCCUUCGGAAGAGAGCGGUGUGGCCGAGUGGCUAGUCCCGUAGUUUGGGAAUCAAGAGGGAGGACGCCGCACGGGUUCGAUUUCCCUUUUGGGCUGAAUCAACUUUUUUUGAAGUUGAAGGUCGGAAAAAUAAAAUUUUGGGCCAAGACUGAUUUAUUACGUCUUAGAAACUCAAUAAACAUAAUUUUAAGCCAAAAUAAAAAUUGUAAACCUGUGAAAAAUUAAGCGAAAAGGGGUUUAUAUAGGACUUUAAGUCAACUUCCGAUUAAGUUUUCACCCCUAAAAACCUAAAAUGGGCAGCUAAGAUUUAUAUAUCCUUGAUCACCACAUUUUUCUGAUUUUUUGAGAUAUGUCCGGUCAAAAAGUAGGAGCCCCCAUAAAAGUACUUUCCUUGUAAAAUCAUAUUUUUCCCCCUUCCAGACUGGAAUACAUCCGCACCCUGGACCCCCAUCGACGUCCCGCCCCAUUGAAAGAGCGCGCCGCCCUCUCCUGCAUCUCCCAAAUCAACGCCGACAUGGCCAUCGUGCUGCAUUCGCAGUGCGGAAGCCGCGUAAACUUGUACACCGUGAAUGGAGACCUGAUCGGCUCGCAUCAAGACGAAAUGAUCGUCAUGAGCAUGACCAUGACCAACCUCGACGAGGGCCUCGGAGUGAAUUGCUUGGCGCUGGGCCUGCAGACCGGCGUCAUCAGACUGCUGGAAAUGUGGACCCUGAGUACGAUAAGACUCAUUUCAUGCCAGAAUCUGCAUGCCCCGGUGGUGAGGUAAGCGGUUUUUUGGAGGGGUUUGAGCAAAAAAAAAUUGUAAUAGGAGAAAUUUUUUUUGGAAAUGAAUUUUGCAUACUGUAAAGGAAAAAAGUUGAUCGCACUGUCCGAAAAAUUGGGAGGUUAGAAAGUGGAAGGUAGAUAGGUUAAAAAGGGUUGGGAAUGGGAUUAGAAGCUUCUGUGAGAAGAGUUGUGAGCUAUGGAAUUUGAUUUUUUGUCUGGAAUUUUUGGAUUUUGCGAUUUCCCUACGGUGCAAGAGAAAAAAGUUUAUUGCACAGUGCGAAAAAUUAGGAGGUCUGAAAAUUGUUUACGAAGGAGUCAAAGAGAGUUGGGAAUGCAAUUAGAAACUUCUGUGAGGAGAGCUAUGAACAAUGGGAUUUGGUUUUCUGUCUGAAAUUUUUGAAUUUUGAGGUUUUCCUGCGGUGCAAGGGAAAAAAGUUGAUUGCACUGUGCAAAAGAUUAGGAGGUGAGAAAGUGAAAGACAGAUUGGAUAAAAAAGGUUGGGAUGGGAUUAGAAGCCUCCGUGGGAAGAGUUGUGAGCUAUAGAAUUUGAUUUUUUGUCUGAAAUUUUUUGAUUUUGCGAUUUCCUUACGGUGCAAGAGAAAAAAGUUUGAUUGCACAGUGCGGUCCAAAAAAAAUUUUUUUUGCACUGUGCAAAAUUUUUUCGGAUUUUUUUUUAAUGAGUUGCUGUGGUAUUGUAAGAGUCAUAAACAUUAUUUUUUAGCCUCCAAUUCACCAGCGACAGCCGUCGUUUGUACGCGGCGCUGGCCAAUUCCCAUGUCCUCUGUUGGCAGGUCCCAUCCCUGGCCAAAGCCCGAAAUUCCUCCUUCAAAAUGUUGAACCCGUUCCUUUGA